AGUCCAGGAGGGUGCCGGCCAAGGGAGGGGGCGCGGCGUCCGUGAAGUCCGGCGCUCCCGCAGGCGGUGGAGGCGAUGCUGGCUGCUGCGGGGCAGGCGGCUGGACGGACGGGGAUGUGACGGGACUGCCCCUCGCCUCUCUCCCAUCCUCGGGAGGGCAGGUCGCUGGGCGACCGGCAGCCGGGCCGCGGCCGAGGAGGCAACGCGACCUCCGCACGAUUCUGUCAAGUUUUAAGAACCAAUGCACCUUAUAGCCCAUGGAAGAAAAAACACAAAUCAAGACAUUUUUGGGUUCCAAGCUGCCGAAAUAUGGAAUGAAAUCUGUGAGAAGUACAUUGCAGCCGAUGCCAAAUGGGACCACUGUGACUUUAUUAGGGACCUCCAAGAGUAGUAAUGUCAAAAGUUACAUAAAAAAUAAUGGCUCUGAUUGUUCAUUGUCCCAUUCAUUUAAUUGGAGAAAAACAAAUAAAUAUCAACUUGGUUCACAAAAUACAGCAGAACUUAAUAAUAUUCAAAGUACACAUGAUAAACUAAUUGAUCCUGAACAAUAUGCGCCUGCUCCAGGAACGCUGGAUGGGCAUGGGAUAAAGGGAGGUUUGAAAAGUGCUUCCUUGUUCACAUCCAAGUUAGCAAGACCAUCAACCAUGUUUGUGUCAUCGGCAGAGGAGUUAAGUCAAAAAUCUUUUUCUGGACCGUCUAAUUUGGGUAAAUUUACCAAAGGCACAUUACUAGGAAGGACUUCAUAUUCUUCGGUCAAUGCAAAGUCACAUUUGAAUGCAUUUUAUGGGAACCGAUCCCCUGGUAAUGUGCAGAAGCCAAGAGUGAACUCCUGUGCCAGCAGAAGUAGUUCUGGAGAAAGCUUAGCACAGUCCCCAGACAAUGCUAAAUCUAUUACUUGUGAAAAAAUGGUAAGGUCACAAAGUUUUUCACAUUCCAUGCAGAAUUCCUUCCUUCCACCUUCAUCUAUCACCAGAUCACAUUCCUUCAACAGAGCUGUAGACCUUACAAAGCCUUAUCAGAACCAACAGCUCCCCGUUCGAGUGCCUCUCCGGUCAGGUAUGCUAACAAGAAGUUCUCGGCAGUCAGAAGUACUCAAUGGGAACGAGCACUUGGGGUUUGGUUUUAAUAGGCCUUAUGCUGCUGCUGCUGCUGGAAAGAAACUGGCUUUAUCCAAUGGCCCAGGUGGAUCAUCUACUUUGGUUUAUAGGAUGGGUCAUCCCUCUCUACUGAAGUCUAGCCGACCUCCGUUUUCUGGGCCUAUGACAGUUGAUAGUAAUAAAAAUCCACCUGCUGACAUGUGCGUAGAAGAAGAAGGUAUGGUUUUGGCCCAGGACAGCUCUCUUGGUAAGGACCAGGAGCUAAUUGAAAAUGAAAGUUACCGAAGAGACAAUGACCAGACUAUGAAGCACGAUUCUAAAAUUAGGUACCUGAGUGACGAUGUGGAUGAUAUUUCCUUGUCGUCCUUGUCAUCUUCUGAUAAGAAUGAUUUGAGCGAAGAUUUUAGCGAUGAUUUUAUAGACUUAGAGGACUCCAACAGAACUAGAAUAACUCCAGAGGAAAUUACUCUCAAAGAAGAAAAGCAUGAAAACAGACCAUCAAAGGAUAUAUUUGAUUCUCCUAAGGAAAGUGAACAGAUCUUCAGUAAAGCUGAUGAAUGGAUAGAUAUAAGUGUCUCUGACAGGAGUGAAUGUACAAAGCAUACAUCUGGAAACAACUUGAUUUCACCGGAUACGGAUUACAGAGCUGGGUCUUCAUUUGAACUCUCUCCAUCUGAUAGCUCUGAUGGAACGUACAUGUGGGAUGAAGAGGGCCUGGAACCCAUUGGGAGUGUCCAUCCUGUCGGCAGCUAUGAGUCCUCUGAAAUGAACAGCAUAGAUAUUCUGAAUAAUCUUGAAUCGUGUGACCUUGAGGAUGAUGACCUUAUGUUGGAUGUGGAUUUGCCGGAGGAUGCACCUCUUGAAAAUGUGGAGUGUGACAAUAUGAACCGCUUUGACCGAACAGACAGAAAUGUACGACAGUCGCAGGACGGAUUUUGGAAAAGGACACCCCAGAGGUGGAGUGGACAGGACCAUUACCACCUUAGCCAUCCUGAUCACUAUCAUCACCAUGGAAAAAGUGACCUGAGCAGAGGCUCUCCUUAUAGAGAAUCUCCUUUGGGUCAUUUUGAAAGCUAUGGAGGGACCCCCUUUUUCCAGGCUCAGAAGAUGUUUGUAGAUGUGCCAGACAACACAGUGAUCCUGGAUGAGAUGACCCUCAGGCACAUGGUCCAGGAUUGCACAGCUGUAAAAACGCAGUUACUGAAACUCAAGCGUCUGUUACACCAGCAUGACGGAAGUGGAUCAUUGCAUGAUGUUCAGCUCUCAUUGCCAUCCAGUCCAGAGCCAGAAGACGGCGAUCAGAUAUAUAAGAAUGAAGAUUUACUAAAUGAAAUAAAACAACUUAAAGAGGAAAUAAAGAAAAAAGAUGAAAAAAUCCAACUAUUAGAGCAGCAGCUUGCAACCCGAUGUAACUGUCACCAGAAAUCUAAAGAGGAAAGGUGUACAUAUGCUGAUAAAUAUACCCAGACACCCUGGAGAAGGAUUCCUCCUCAAGUACUACAGCCUUCCAGCAGCCUUCCCAGAUCUACAGACCACGCCCAGGGAAAAUUAAUAAAGUCACAACGUAUCGAGGCCCACAGUGAAUGUGCAGUUCAAGGCAGGUGUCCAGGUGGUGCACAUCCAGAUGGAAGCUUUACACAUGGCUUGCAGCAAGACAGCAGCCGUGGUUUGGAAGUGCGUCCUUCUUCGUCAAGCCCACAGUUGACAGUGGAUGUGGUGAAGGGCAUACCUUCUGAAAUGGACCUGAGCAUGACUCUGGAUGCUCAAGAGUCUCAUCAUUUGGCAGAGAAAAAACCUAGUGACAUGCAGUUUGUAACUCCUCCUCCUCCUCCUCCUCCUCCUCCUCAGACCCCUUCCCAGUCAAGUACAGUGGACCAGACUAAGAGGGGUGGAAGAAACCAGUGUCCUCAGCCCAAGGCCUUGCAGCUUUUAAAGCCAUCCAGCUUGAGUUCUUUGACACCUCCUCCAGAUUCUGACUCAUCACCAAGUAGAACUUCCACAUGUAAGAAGGCCCCAGGAAUCACACCAUGCAAUUCAAAACAUCAGCCAACAUUGAAUCAAAACCAUCCUGCAAAUCAUUUGAAUCUGAAAACAUCUAAACUCCGUCCCCCUUCUGGCUCUUUCAAGCAAAAACAAAUAAGCAAUCCCCAAGUAGAGCCUCAAAACUUCCAGGCCAAGACAAGCAUCCCAAGGCCGUUAACACGGCCAAAAGAACUGCAUGCUCCACACAGCAGUUUGCAUUCUGGGGAUUGUGUGGCCUCUAAUCGAUAUUCUCGUCUUCCUAAACCAAAGAUACAUUAAGUGCAUAGCCAUCACCUGCCAAUUUGUUUUUUGAAAACAGUCUGCUCUCUAAUAGCUUUAUGUGCAGCUUAUUACUAUGUUGGAGGUUCCAUUUCAGCAAAUCUUAAAAUUAAAAUGCAGAAGCUUCUACUAGUUUGGGUCUUCCAUUUUAUAUCCUGGUUGAAUUACACACCAUUUGCACAUACUUGUCUCAGGUAAACACAAGUUUACUUCUCCAUCUCAGAGGCCCAAGUCCCUCCUCAUGCUAUCCAGCCCUCUCUCUACAUUACCAGAAAAGUCAAAAUAUUCCAUUUAUCAGGCAGGAUGUGUACUUGGCUGAUUUAGUCCUGUUGUGGUUUGUAAUAACUGGUUAACAGACUCUCACCCCAAUGCUUAAUCUUCUUGUGAAUAUGGCUGCUAUUUUAACUAAAGAGUCAAAGUGAUGAUGGAAGCGAGUUGUCUGUAAGCAGGGUUCUGGCCAGGUUUUGUGUAUUUAUGAGGUCUAUGCAAAAGGUCCGUAAUGAGGAAAGACCAGGCUUUUAGUGGGGGAGUCCUUAGUAGUUUUAUCUCUCCUUUCUAGGAUCAAUAAUCUAGUCCCAAUGUUUCUCCAUUUAUCAGACAAAUUCCCAUGCUGAGAGUUGACAUUAUUUUAUGUAAACCAGUUCUAUGUUGCUGUAACAUCUUAUUUUACACACACAUUUACUCUUUGCUUAUAUUGCUACUGGGUAAAUUUGGAGAGCUUGAGAUGCCUAUGGCAUAUCAGUUGUAACCUCUGUUGGUGCUAGAGUUUUGUGCUGGUAAUUGAGUUUUGAAUCUUAUUAACUUGUGGAUCCAUCAUACUACUUUCAAGUUUCCAUAACAUACAUUGAAAAUUUAAAAUUAAGUCUAUUAUAAUAUUUGUAUUUAUUGACUUUUUCCUAGUGUCUGAAGACUAGAAUAAUGGACUUGAGAUAUUUGCACAAAAUUUUGAUGAGAUAUAAAAGAGGGUUUUAAAGCUUAUUUUCUAUAAAAAAAAUGAGUUAAAACAAUUUAAGAGAAAUAUAUAAAUUUAAGACUAUCAUAAGUUACUUUUUGGGUUUCCUAAGUUUCUCUUUUCUGUUGGUGGAAGGUUGAAUGACAGUUUCUUGAAAAGUAGAUUUGGGGGAAAUUAAGUUGUAGGUAGGAAAGAAGAAGGUAGCUGUGGGUUAAGAGAGAUUGUUCUAGAUGUGGCUGUGAGCCUCCAAGUGACCAUGCACAGGGACCCAGCUGUGCUUCUGCCAACUCCGCAAGCAGUUGAGUGGACUUACCUCAUGUUUGCCCAAAUCAUGCCAUCUUUAGGCUGGUCAUAAUUUGUUUAAUAAUUCACAUUAAGAUUUCUCAGAAAGAUAACCUUACAGGAGCAAUAUCUGAUUAGCUGACCAAAAAUGCAUCGAAAGGAAUUAUGGCCAAAACAAUUAAAUGUCUAUGACUUCCUUUUUAAGUGUACCUAGGUUACAAAGAGAAACAUGAUAUCAAAUGCACUAGUGCAAAGUUACACAGUCACAUUGCUGCGAUUUGGGGGCAGUCUUACCUUAAGUGUCAGAACCCCUCAAGUGAAGUUGUCUUUUGGAGAUGCAGACCUUUUCCCAGUUUGGGCACAGGUGAGCAGAGUCUCACACCACAGCACGUUAGUCAGAGGAGGCACAGGACAUGCUGCGCACGGGUUAGAUGGUAUUGAGUCGUUGCUGCUGUGGGCAAAAGCACUUAUUCUUCGUUCAUGAAAGUGAGCCAGGUUGGCUACAGGCGUAUGCGGGCACAUACGUUUUCUCCUUACUGAGAAUGAAAACAAAUCUCAUGUAUUGCACAUCAGCUACAAUCAUACUCUAUUUCUAUUCCCUGCAAUAGAACAUACUAAUUAGUGUAUUAGGGUUUUGUUUUUUUAAUUAGAGACUUUUAUAGACUUUAUGGAAUACUUCUGCAAAUUGGUUUAUCCUUGAAGGAAAGUUUUUUUUUUUUUUAAUUUAUUUAUAACCCUCUUGUCUGAGGGAAAUGUCUUUGUUGUCUAUUAUGUUAAAGUGUUGACUCCAGUAAUUUCCUUAUUCUAAUCUUUGGCUCACUUUAAUUUUUUCUCCCUGAUAAAUUUGUAGAAAUAUUUAUCCACCAGUUCACCCUCUCUAUACCUUUGUUGGGCCUUAGUCUUAAUAGAAGAUAGGCAGUCUUACCAAUGCAUUUUGUUCUCCUUGAGAUAAGAGCCUCACACAAUGCCAAGCUGGUCUCUAAUAACUCACUGGGUAGCCAGAGAUAACCUUGGAAUUUUGAUCUCCUGCCUCCAUCUUCAGAGUGCUGAGAUAACAGGCGUGCACCACCACCCCUGGUUUUGUGUGGCACUGGAGACAGACUCUAGGGCUCCGUGUGUGCUCAGCAAGCACUCUACCGAGUGAGCUACAUUCCCAGCCCUCAGCAGAAUGCCUUUGAAGCAUACUGUGUGCUUCAAAUACACUACCCAGAGAUGCAUUCACCUAGGAUGCAUUCACAAAUAACAUAGACCAUUGGCCUGCAGUUUUCUGGAAAAGCUGCAGGAAUAUCAUCUUGUCUGCUCCUAGUAAUACUAAGCAGUCCAAAGGAGGGCCCAGCACUGCUCAACAAGCAGAGCUCAUUUUCUCCAUGUGGCUCAUUCUGUUGAUUGCGUGUGCAAACCACAUCAACUCGCUACCAACUGCCCUCUACAAGAACAUAGUUCACUCCCCCUGUUCUGUCAGGAAGACAGUGGGAGCGGGUGAAUUCUAUGUCCCAAGGGUGAGGUUGGUUAAUUUUCACAUGUAUGAAAGAGAAAAGAAUACACAGAAUUAUUUACUUGGCUCUUUAAUAGGAUGCAUUUAAAAAAAAAAAGGCUGUUCUUUGAGCUAGAGUUUUGCUUGGUCUAAGAUGUUCAUUGGCAUAGGUACAGGUGGUUUCAAGACAUCCAACAGAGGGUUAUAGAGUUGUAUUAUUUGGAAGAUUUUUAAACACUGAGACUUAUCUACCUGUUGUUUUUCUUUUGGGUCUCAUUUUUUUAUUUGUAUAGUAUUUUCAGGCACAUCGACUACUGCUCACUGUAUUUAUAUAGAUGUUAGGGAACUUUCUAAGCAUUUUAGUAAGUAAAAAUCUAAGUAUGAAAGAAAAUAUCAGAUAUGCACUUUAAAUGAGCUUAAUUGCUUGGAGAUGUGCCUGAAGUAUCAAUUUGCCUCCUCUGGGUGUGGCUUUUGUUUAGUAAAAUGACUUUCUCUGCAGUUGUUGCUGUUUGAAGGUAGCUGUAUAGCUUUUCACAGAACUGUAUGCCAGCAUGCCACUUUGCCCAUGAUAGCACUAAAUUUUCCUUGAAUGUCCAUCAUGCCUUGAAAUAUUUUACUCAGUGUAUCAAGACAACUUGAUCCUGGUAACGUCACUUCCGAGGUUCCGUGCCAUAGAUGGUGUUCCAGAUGCAGGUGGCUUCCUGGUUUUCCACCAGAGUGGUCCUACCAGUUUCCUGAGGUUGCACUUUGGGGUCCAGUAAGACUGCAGCCCCAUUUCCACUCUCUCCAUCCUCCACAGUAGCUUCCGUGUUGCUGAGUUAGCUUGGGUAGUUACGUUUGCAUGCAUGUGCACACACACAUUUGAAAAUGAAGUAUAGCCGUAAUAUAAACACGUGGGAUUUUCCUUGGAGAUGAUCACCGGCUCUCUUCCUCCUUCGAAUGCUUGAGUUCUGUUUUCUGUUGGUCUUUCCACAGGUCCCUUUAACUUUCUGCUGCAGCAAUUUGAGAGGAUGUAUUUGGACAAAUGAUUAUGAGGUUCCUAUAAUUAUGUAGUUGAUUAAAGAUUGUGUCUUCACCUUGUUGAAUAAAAGCUGCCCCUUUCUUCCUGGUAGAGCAUUACCACGAUGAGUAAUGCUGGCCUUGAGAACCUGGUCAUGAUUGACUAAAACCAGAAACAUUAUCUGCAGUGUUCUCCCAUUGAUUGUACAGUCCAGUUCAGAGUACAUAAUGUAUAUUAGAAUUUGCCUGUAAAAUGAAUUAUGGAAACCGGAUGUAAAGUCUCUUUCCUGAAAGUGUUGGCUUAGUAAAUAAAAAAUAAAGUUCAUAAUUAUAAA
Messenger RNA from Mus pahari (shrew mouse), 7440 nucleotides. It is a transcript of the gene Ccser2, whose product is annotated as coiled-coil serine rich protein 2. Gene Ontology annotation, cellular component: microtubule cytoskeleton. Bases 258 to 3398 code for a protein of 1046 amino acids. The record is from RefSeq and is a predicted model, not a curated record. The transcript has 10 exons. Lineage: Eukaryota; Metazoa; Chordata; Mammalia; Rodentia; Muridae. Gene Ontology annotation, molecular function: microtubule binding. Gene Ontology annotation, biological process: microtubule bundle formation.